AUGAUUUGUCAAAUUUGUCAUGGUGCAUCGGCCGAAUCGCAUUUCGGCGGCUUUUCCUGUAGGUUAGCGCAUCUCAAGCGAAAAAUGCCUCAAAAGUCUUUGUUUCAGAGCGUGCGCCGCGUUUUUCCGUCGAUUUGUGAACUCGCCGAAGCCGUUUUCGAUUUGUACGUGCCGAAACAAAAAAGUGAAUGCGCAUCCGUGCAGACACUGCCGAAUGAGAAGGUGUCUGGCCGCCGGAAUGGUCAAGUGCAGUGAGUUGGAAGAUGCCCCAUGUUUGGAGGCCCAUAUCUCGAGAACCGAUGAGUAUUUUGAAAAGUUGUCAACAGGAAAGAUGUGGCAAAUUUUGUGCUCAGUAACUUUGUAAUUGAUAAUUUUAUACCAAAGUGUUUAAUUUUUGAGUUAUGACCCUAUUUGUGAGCAUUACUUGUCGGUGUGAAGUUUUUCAGUGAGAACCGUGCGACUUGAGUCUUUAAUAAGAUUCAGAGUUGAAAUUGGAGAAAAAGUGAACUGAAACUUUUCAUAAUCUAUCUUUUUUUCCAGAAGUGGUCGAAAAAGGAACUCGAGACUUGAACAUAUCAAUUCGAAAACUGGAACCCGCACCCUCGCCGCCACUUUUAUCUUUUUUGAAUGUAAGAGAACCGUUUAAUAUUAUAAUUCUCGAAAAAAUCCUUCUCAAUGUCUGUACUGCCAUUAGUACCAGGCCGUUUUUGACAUUUACCCUAAAAAUUUAAAUCUAACGACACUUCUAUUCAAGUCGAUGUAUCUCAGCUACUAGUAGAGAUAUCAACGAGUGGUCAAGAGAUAAAAUGUGCAGAAGGUCUUGAUGAACAAUUUAUCUGUUGACAACUUUUUUAGAUCUCAACCGGCGACUGAGAUAUACUGUCUAGAAUAACCGGUAAUGAGGUAGUCUUCUGCUACAGAUGGUAUUUGUCCAAUUCGAUCAGAUUGUUUCAUAAGAGUAACGUUCAAGUUCAGUACCAAAUAGUGCCCCGUGAAAGUGCGAACAUCCAUCACACACUUGCCACGUGGAGCAGUCUGGAGCACUCGCGCAAUGAGCUCUACGGCGGCCGAUUCGACGAUCUCACUUUCUUCGAAAUGUCGUGUUUCUCACGGAGAGACAGUUUACUCAUUUGGGACUUUAUGCAGAGCAUAUUUCCCCAUUUGAAGCACUUGGAUAAAUUGGAAAAAGUGAGUACUUUCGAGUAAAGAAUAAAUGAACACCGUUUUCAGGAUUCAUUACGCUUCAAUUUUGCGCCGAAAUGGGGAACUCUGGAUCCGGCGAUCGAUUAUACGGUGAAUCAGGACCAUUGGCAGAACAUUGAGAAGGCUGGCGAAUGGAAAAAUAUUGUAUGGAACUAUUACGGUCGGAGCAUCCCUAAAGACAAAAGAAUGAGCAAGGAGGACGUGCUGAGGUCGGAGACAACUUUGCCUGGAAUCCGAUAAUAUUGAUUGAAUUUCAGAGUAUUCGGUCCAAUUUUCCACGGAUAUUAUGAGAAUGUGGCCAAGGAGAUCUAUCGAAGAAAACUGGACCGAGUCGAGUUUAUCGCCCUCUUUUUGCUGAUAUUCUUCGAUAGCGGUGGGUUGUAUUUUAAGAAUGGAAUAAUACAGUGCUGGCCAUUAAUAUAUGAAAAAAUGGUUUUUUGAGGAUAACUUUUUUUCUAGUUAUCCGGGGACCCUGAAACUUAUACGGUAUACAAAAAGUACCGUUAGGCAAAGUUGCGGACUUUCAAACUGCAUCAUCAUUUAUUUUUUUUUCAGAAAAUGUAUUUUUUUCAUUUUUUCGAUUUUUCGAUUUUUGAUGUUUUUUAUUUUUUUCGAUUUAUUUUUUUUUCUGUGAUAUCAUAUGACUCUAAAAUGAUUUGUAGACAUGGGAAAACCUCGUGGAAGACAAAAUGUGCCCGUAGAUGUUAAAAAAACGAUCAUCCGAGGUCGCCAGCAAGGCAUGAAGUUGAAAGAUCUUGCUCAGCAGUUUCAGCUCGGUAUUUCCACGGCUUUCAGCAUUUUGAAAAGGUUCAAGACGCAGGUAAGGUUUAAAGUGUUUGUCAAACCCAAUAAAAUAUUUAGAAUACCUGCAUCGGUCCAAAGACGCCAGGAAAACCUCGUGGAACCACCAAGGCCAUGGAUCGGAACAUCCUGAGAGCGUCGAGAGAGGAUCCCAGAAGGACUUCAACGGAAAUCCAGAUGGUUGUGAAUUCUCCCACGGAUCCAGCACCUUCUAGAAGAACAAUCAAAAGACUUUUAUAAGAUGCUGGGCUCCAUGGACGACGUCCAGUUCGCAAACCAGAAGAACCGGAAGGCUCGAGUUGCAUGGGCAAAAGCUCAUCUCACCUGGGGACCUCGCGAAUAGGAAAAACACAUCUGGUCCGAUGAAAGCAAGUUUAAUUUGUUUGGUAGUGAUGGAAAUUGCUGGAUUCGGCGUCCCGUUGGAACCAGAUAUCCUUCCAAGUACCAUCUUCUAACAGUCAAGCACGGAGGAGGAUCGUGUAUGGUAUGGGGAUGUUUCUCGGCCAACGCUAUGGGACCUCUGAGACGUAUCAACGGAAUAAACGUCUUCUGAUUGUUCUUCUAGAAGGUGCUGGAUCCGUGGGAGAAUUCACAACCAUCUGGAUUUCCGUUGAAGUCCUUCUGGGAUCCUCUCUCGACGCUCUCAGGAUGUUGCGAUCCAUAGCCUUGGUGGUUCCACGAGGUUUUCCUGGCGCCUUUGGACCGAUGCAGGUUUCCUAAAUGUUUUAUUGGGUUUGACAAACACUUUGAACCUUACCUGCGUCUUGAACCUUUUCAAAAUGCUGAAAGCCGUGGAAAUACCGAGCUGAAACUGCUGAGCAAGAUCUUUCAACUUCAUGCCUUGCUGGCGACCUCGGAUGAUCGUUUUUUUAACAUCUACGGGCACAUUUUGUCUUCCACGAGGUUUUCCCAUGUCUACAAAUCAUUUUAGAGUCAUAUGAUAUCACAGAAAAAAAAAUAAAUCGAAAAAAAUAAAAAACAUCAAAAAUCGAAAAAUCGAAAAAAUGAAAAAAAUACAUUUUCUGAAAAAAAAAUAAAUGAUGAUGCAGUUUGAAAGUCCGCAACUUUGCCUAACGGUACUUUUUGUAUACCGUAUAAGUUUCAGGGUCCCCGGAUAACUAGAAAAAAAGUUAUCCUCAAAAAACCAUUUUUUCAUAUAUUAAUGGCCAGCACUGUAGUUAUCGACAACUUUCAGGAUACACGAACAUAUCGUCGGAAUGUGCUGAAAUGUGUGAAGCGAUUCGGAAGAUGGUAUUACGCGAACUGAAAGGCUAUCAGAUGGAGUGUAAUCGCGAUGAGAUGCGCUUCUUCGAAACCAUCGAAGCACUGACGCUUAUCGAAAAGGCCGAAAAGAAGUUUAUCGAAGAAAUAAUGAUUUGUCAAUUGUAUAAUGUAAAGUUAGAUGAUGAUUUUUUGGAUAUGAUGACUGUACAAAAGUUGUGA
Molecule: messenger RNA, 3447 nt
Organism: Caenorhabditis sp. 36 PRJEB53466
Lineage: Eukaryota; Metazoa; Nematoda; Chromadorea; Rhabditida; Rhabditidae
Source: the annotation of a GenBank genome assembly